AUGCCUUACAACAACACUCCGAUCCCUCCUCCCACCGAGACUACGGGCUCCGUGUCUCUGCCGCUGGCCAGAGUGAAGAAGAUCAUAAACGCCGACGAGGACAUUCAGGCCUGCUCUGCCAAUGCCGCCUUUGCCAUUGCCGUCGCGACCGAAGAGUUCGUCUACUACCUGACGGAGCAAGCCCACCGCAUGGCCAAGGCCGAGAAGAAGCCUAAGCGUUCUCUGGGCUACCAGCACGUCCAGGCCGCCAUCUCCCGCCUCGACAACCUCGAAUUCCUCACCGACGUCGUCCCCAAGCAAGUCACCUUCAAGGAAGCCAAGGCCGAGCGCGCG
This is a messenger RNA of Aplosporella prunicola CBS 121167, 333 nucleotides long. RefSeq lists its product as uncharacterized. Gene Ontology annotation, cellular component: nucleus; CHRAC. The annotation marks the transcript as partial. The record is from RefSeq and is a predicted model, not a curated record. Gene Ontology annotation, molecular function: protein heterodimerization activity. The transcript is spliced from 3 exons. NCBI's taxonomy places the organism in Eukaryota, Fungi, Ascomycota, Dothideomycetes, Botryosphaeriales, Aplosporellaceae.